AUGUUCCGUUGGUCGACCGUUCCCUGCCUGAUCCCUACUCCUCAGUCCACGAACCUCACUCAAACAUGGAGCACGCUGUGUCCACAACGCUCCUAGUUUUUACAUUGUUACAACUAUGCCGUGCAGAAAUAUCACAUAUUCUGCCAGGGCCAUGGUUCUCAGCCAAUUAUAUUAACGAAGACUUCUCGCCGAAGCCCAUUUCUGAGCUGUUCUCAACAAGUCCGAACCCUCUCACGCAGCCGUCAGCCAAUUUCGUCACACAAUCACCACAUAACUUCGUCACACAAUCUCCACCAAACUUUGUCACACAAUCAUCACCAAAUUUCGUCACACAGUCACCACCCAAUUUCGUCACACAAUCACCACCAAACUUCGCCACACAGUCACCACAAUAUGUCAACACGCAACCUGCACCACAGUUGACGCAAUCACCUCCUACGAUUCCACCACAGCAGUCACAACCAACCUUUUCUAUAACGCAGCCAAUAGUCGUACUUCCGUCUUCGUCGACUCCACAACCACCUACGUUUUCUUUCAUUAACCAAUCGCCAGGCACUACUUUGCCACAAACUUUCAGCACUUCAAAUAUUCCAACUUUCUCAAGCACACCUGUAUCAACAUUUGGACAAUUAGAUCUAUCUUCAGUAAAUGUCACUCCAUCUCCGAGUCCGAUACCUACUAUUGUCGACAUUGGUUCAACGGUCACGCAGCCUACUGUUCGCAUUGUACCACCGUCUUCCACUCAAGCCCCAACUUUAGCCAGUGAAAUUAUUCCAGCGCCUCCUUCAACAGCGCAACCUAAUUUUGUAGUAAUCUUCCAAGCACCACAAGGCGUGGACCAGUCUAGACCAGCAGCAGUCGCACCUGCAGCACCCACAGUAUCAACUCCUCUAGUAUCAUCAACUGUUGCCCAAACUCUCCCAACAUUACCCAGUUCGACGUUAACGCCAACAAUUUUAAGCACUUCAGCAUCUUCGCCAUUCACAUCACCUACUAACAUUUGCCGUACAUCUUCUAUUAUUCCACCGACAAUAGUGACUUCUUCAUUAGCACCGACAGUUAUUCCACCCAGAUUAUUAUCUACCAAGUCACCUGGCCUCUUAAUAAGAGUUGUUGCUCCGAAAGGAUCUAUAACAAACGUUAAAAUUAACCCAUCCACCACAACUCGCGCGCCACGCCCGAAAAGAACUCAGAAGCCAAAAAGAAACACACACGAAGCUUGCGUGCAGUCCUGCAGAGGAAGAAAGGAUACCCUUUGCAGCAUCCCACUGUCCUCGCCCUUGAUAGACACACGGGAAUUAAAGAGUUUCCCUUCGAUCUGCCACAUGGCUUGUCAUAACUCCUACAGGACUCCAGCAUAUGAAAAAAUAACCGACGGGCGUUGCAACAGACUCCGCACGAGGAUCGUGACAGUAGGCAGCAACAACAAACUGAGGCGAGACGAGCUCAAGAAAAGCGAAUACAGCAUUGUCAAUGUCGGGCAGCAAGGACACGUGGUGGAAUUUUCAAACGGCUCCAUAUGAGCUGCUUCAAAUGUAUUUAACGACACCGCACUAUCGGCGAACUCAUAGAAAGGCCGACGUGACUGAACGCACAUUAUGUAGUUUGUAUAUGACUUUUUACGUCAUAGUUUAAUUGUUUGCCGUUAUUGUGGAGCCUCUAUUAACACUGCGAACAGAAUGAGAUGAACUAAAACACCUAGUAGUCUCACGACUGAUGGAUUUGUUUACCCCGAUAAAGAAGAAAGAUCUUCUUGACUCUUUUCCCACUCAGGCACAGAAUAUCUGUGUCUCAUAGAUACUGCGUAGAGACACAAAUAUUUCCUGUUUAAAUUUCCUUCGUAGGAACUUAAUGUCCCUGGCUGUUUCCUAGGACUUUUAAACUACGGUUACUUUUGUAUUUAAUAUGCCUAUUGCAUUACUAUUUCUCUUGGUGAUGCCACCAAGAAAACCAUAGUGAUUGAUAGGAUAUCUACUACUUUGGAGUUAAACACUUAUUCGAUUUAAGUUGCCAUCAACUUGUAUAUAAACAUCAAAACAGGCUCAUCCUAUUUUCAAUAACAUUAUGUAUGAAGUAAAUAUAACUUCACAAAAUUCUUCCAUGUUUCCAUUGUGUCAUAAAAUUGAUAUGUAUAAAACUAUAUGUAAACUCCGCUUUUUCUUACAAGUCUUAUUACGUAAACAUUUUUACCAUGUUUUUUGUGAUAUUACAGCAAGAUAAAUUAAAACACACUUUUUAGGAAAUUACUCUUGUGGUUGAUAAAUAUUGUACUUUAGAAUUUAGAGAUUUAAAUUAUUAUUUGAUUUUCAGAAAAAUUCAACAAGUACUGUGAAGAUUAUUCACAAACAUAUAAACAGACCAAAUAUUCAAAAUAUACCAAACUGGAAAGUAGACCGAUUGUUUCGGAGGACUUAAUAGGACUCGUAGGAAAAAACGCAAGUUUAGGUAAUAAUAUUUUCAUAAAUUGUAUCAUGAAAAGCUUUAAACGCAUUACUGACUGAUAAAUAAUAAAUAGGACCACACAAUAAGUACUAACGAUCAUUUACGUAUUUUUAGAAAUUAUAUAUUAAUGUUACGAAUGACAGUGCCUUUAGAUUUAUUUUAAUUUGAAGAUGUAUGAUAAUUAAAUUUUUGUGUAUUAGUACCUAGCUAUACUGUAAUAAUGUGUGACAUCCUUAAAGUUUAAGUACUUCAUAAGAUACGUAAUUUUUUUUAUCAAGUUAAUGUUCUGAAACUGAUUAGACAAAUUGGGCAGCUCAUUGUAGGUACUUGUAUUAGUUCGGUCAAUGAAAAAAUUACAAUGUGUUUUUUUAGGUAAGUAUAUAAAAAUUUGUACACAAUCUUGACAUAUCAUAAUGAAAUAUAUACAUAUUUUAAAAUUCCAUACAUUAGCACAUUACAAAUAAAUUGAAUAAUUUUAUUUGAUAAUUAAUGUGUAAUAUACAAAGAUUUUAAUAUUUGAUGUUAAUAUUUCCAUAAAAAUAAGUGUCAAGAUUAUUUACCUUUUUUUAAAAUAACACAAAUAUAGAAUCAAUGUUGCAAAAAGACACUAUAGCUGAAUGAGGAUCCGAUUCACACACGAAAUCAUAAUAUAAUCAAUCUAAAAAGUUCGAUCGAUCGGUGUGUUCGGUUUACUUUUUGAUUCCGAAACUAUGCUAAAUCAUCAAAAAAAUUGGAGAAAAUUGAGUAUCAUUUUUAAAAAUAUCAGUAUCAUUAUAAAUAUAAAUUGCGACCUGUAUAGCUUUUUUGACUGUGCAAAUACAAGCUUAAUUAACUUUCAACCUACCCGACGCAAAUCAAUAUAAUUUAGAAUUAGAACAUGUUAUCAUUAACCUAAAUUUAGCAAUAAAACAGAUUUAAUAAUAAAUUUAGAAAUAAACUAUUUUAACGAU
Molecule: messenger RNA, 3392 nt
Organism: Plodia interpunctella (Indianmeal moth)
Lineage: Eukaryota; Metazoa; Arthropoda; Insecta; Lepidoptera; Pyralidae
Product: mucin-2-like
Exons: 3
Coding region: 66-1523 (485 amino acids)
Source: RefSeq, a predicted model, not a curated record